GACAGCGAACAAACAUUCCUUUUGAAUGUCAUAGUUCUCAAGCCCAUUCAACUAAUAGAUUGUGUAAGCCAGAUGAGUAUCAUUUGAAUGUCUUCACACAUUGUACUGCCACCCCAAAGUUCAACAUCAUGUCACGAGCACUUGAUAAAGAUGCUAUUUCAUCUAUCAAUGCCAGCGACUCUCAAAAAGUCUACGACGAUGUCGUGAAAGUACUUGGUCCUUAUUACUCUCUCUCUCACGAACUGAUAGACUUUGAGCUUCUUGGAAAAGGUCAAUUACCGGAGAAUGUCAAUACAGUAGUCCUCGAGAACAGUGUUGGCAUACCCAAAAUCAAGCUUGUUCAAGCGUUUGUUAUUGCACGGAAAGUGUUCUUCAAAUUCAAAGAUCUGGGUACCGAAUAUUCAAAGGAAAUCCGGGAUGCUACUUCUGUCAUUCUCCUCACAGAUCCAGAACAUUUAACGGCGUGUAAUGCUCGAAAAAGACUCAUACAGAGUAUUCGAACGAAAUCUGUCUCUGAGCUGGAAAUGGAUUUGAAGAGCGAGCUACGUUUCGUUGACAGUCUCUUAACGUCCCACCUCAAUCGUCAUACAAAGUCACCGACGUUAUGGAGCCAUAGGAGAUGGCUUCUUGAGUUGUGUCAAUCCAAGGAUCUACCUCUUAAUGUAUCUCGGGAUCUUACAUUGGUUGUUAUGGUGGCAGCUGAGAGGCAUCCUCGAAACUACUAUGCAUGGUCUCACAUGAGGUGGUUGAUGAAAUCGGUGGAAGGUGAUGAGACCGCAUACCUUACUAUAAUACAUAAUGUAAAGAAAUGGUGUUUGGGGCAUCCAGGAGAUACCUCAGGGUGGUCUUUCCUAUUAUCCUGUCUAUCUUCACCUACAUUUCUAACAGCGACGUCUCCGAUUGACCAAAAGUCCUUGACAUGUGAAGAAGUUAUUGGAAUGGCAAUUUCACUGAGAUGGAAAGAGGAAUCUUUAUGGGUAUUUCUCAGGACUUUGGUGGCAUCUGGAAAUAUAACAGAGAAGUGUAGAUUCGCGUUUUUGCAAACCUUGGAAGAUUUCAAGAAUUCCUCGGAUGAUGCUAGAGGUCAACGAAUAAGCCAAUCUGCGCAUGAAUGGUAUUUGGAAUAUGGGCCAGAUAUCCGGGUUCCCCAAUCCAUCAAGACAUAACGUUUCAAGGCUUCAGUGUAAGACAUCGUAAUGCAAAGUGCCUCUUUACCAGCCGUUUGCCCACCCAAAUCAAACCCGUACGGAGAUUUCUCAACGUUCGGUUAAAUGUCAGACCAUCUAAUCGAGGAAAAGGGUAGAAAGAUGAUUGACUAUUUUGUGAUUGUUGUUUUGUUAGAGACAACCUAACACCAAAGAACCCAUAUUGGAAGACUUCGAGAAUUUCCCAGAUAUUGAGACCGUUAACAUAUUCAUCAAAUAUUUUCACAAUAGGGGCCCAUGCAUUGAAACAUUUCUGGGGGAUUCACAGCGCCACCAAGAUCUGAACGGACUGGUUUGCGCCACGGGUGCAACACGAACAUGGCUUUUUGCAGUAGCGACAUCCAAUUCGGUUGGUCUCUGCCAACAUACGAAAAGGAAAUAUUGAUAUGACAAGACAAUUGGGUGGCCAAGACAGGAACGUCUUUUUCGCUCACGGUAAGGCCCGUAGAGGCUCGAGAGAGGGUCACGAUUACGAUUGAAGUAGUCUCGCAGUGACUCGUGAGAGAUCAGAUUCUAUGUUUCAGAGUUCAGACGGUUCGUUAAUUGAAAAAGGUAUAUUACCA
Molecule: messenger RNA, 1768 nt
Organism: Botrytis cinerea B05.10
Lineage: Eukaryota; Fungi; Ascomycota; Leotiomycetes; Helotiales; Sclerotiniaceae
Exons: 1
Coding region: 129-1166 (345 amino acids)
Biological process (GO): protein prenylation
Cellular component (GO): cytoplasm
Molecular function (GO): protein prenyltransferase activity
Source: RefSeq, a predicted model, not a curated record